AUGUCGGCUAAAAGUAGUGACCCCGCAUCAGCGGCCCUCAUGAGCACUGACAACUGGGGCUCGAUCGAAGAGGUUGUCAACGCACCUCUUGGGCCUGUGGCUGGUGAUGCCUCGUGGUUUUCGGUGUUCUGCAUGUGCCUGACGCUGCCUCUGAACCUCAUCCAGGGCUGCAUCGGAGGUCUUUGCAAGUCCGCCAUGGCUUUCAUGGUGCUUGGAUGCUACUGCUGCCAAUGCAUUCC
Molecule: messenger RNA, 239 nt
Organism: Symbiodinium pilosum
Lineage: Eukaryota; Dinophyceae; Suessiales; Symbiodiniaceae
Source: the annotation of a GenBank genome assembly